UACAGUCAGUUGAUCCAACUCUAUUUCACUCGAUGACACCAUCAUGGGAUGCUCAGGACUGUUGAUUUUGGGUCUCAUCCUAAAUGUUGCUCACUGCUUGGAAAUUCAGGAUUCGAGUGAAGAGCCAACCCUUGAGAUCACGCACAACGUCACUGCAGUCCUGGGAGAAAUGAUGUACCUGAGCUGUAGAUAUCUGGGCAACAGAGAGGUCGAGAAAGCCGAGUGGAAACGCAAGAUUAACUCUUAUUCUAAAUCCAAGGGGCUGGCAGGAUUUCAAAAUGGUCAGCCGUUCAGCCGAAGUGACUUGUCAGAGCCAGACUCUAUCACCAACCUCACAGUUAACAUGCGGGUGUCCAGUGUGGACGUGGAGGGAGAAUACAUCUGUGAGUUUGAAACAGAGAUGGAGGAUUUUUCUGACAGUGCAUUUGUCACUGUAGUAGCUCGUCCUGAUAUACAGAUCCUCGUCAAUGCAGAGACCAUAAACGGUACUCACUACCAGUCGGUGUCAUGCUCUGCCAUUGGCGGCAGGCCCACGCCUCAGAUCCGCUUGUUGGUCAAUGGCCUUCCUCCCUCAGAUUACCCCUUCACUGUGAGUGUGAGUAACACAGCUCACUCAAACGGCACGUCCACCCUGAGUAGCAUCCUCCGCUUCCCCACCUACCUGCAGGACGAGGACAGCGUGACCUGCGUCGUUCAACAUCCAACCCUCCCAAACCCCAAACACACCACAGUGAGGGUGGAAACUUAUGUGAGGCCAAAUGUGACCGUUAAAGCAGAGAUGGUACAACAAGGAGGAAAUGAGUUCUGGGUGGUCUCAUGCAUUUCAUCUGGAGGGAGACCUGACGCUGACAUCUCCUUGGCUUUGAACAUUGAUGAAGAGCUGCAGAGAGAAAACAACACGGACUCAGACAUGUCAAGAAGCUCAGUCUUCCUCCCUGCAACUGCAUACGAGGGCUAUAAUGUCACCUGUGUGUUUGACCACCCCAAAUUUACACACAGCGAGACACGAGUCCUAACACUGCCGUCUUUUUAUUUGUCUGGGGUUCACUUGGACUCGCAGCCGGGGCUCAACAGUGGCGACUUCCAAGGUGCUGAAGUUUUAGAGCUGCAGGAAGGACAGAGUGAAAUCGUUAUUGGCCUACAGGUCAUUGGGAAUGUGCCACGUUACAAUGUUACCUGCAAAAAAGAUGACGGGCCCUUGCCUGAGGGUUUGGAGCUGGUUGGCAGCAGCCUCAAAGUUCAGGGUCCUGUGGAGCCUCAGCACGCUGGCCUCUAUGAAUGUGUCUUCUCCUAUCACCACCUUAAAACAAUGCUGCAACUCAACAUCACAGUUCAAUCACAUGUCAUACAGCCUGUCCCUCCCACAAUCCGAGUUGAUUUGCAGACUAAAGAUGGACGCAGGGUGAUUGAGUGCUCAGCAGCUGAUGCUGUUCCUGCAGCCAACGUAUCCUGGCUUCUACCAGAGGGUGUGUCUGGAGUCUCUUGGUCCAAUUUCACUUCUCAUAAUGGAAGCCACUCUGUCAGGGGAGUUUUUCUCCUCCCUGCCUGCUCGCCCUGGGAGUUCACUGCAGAGUGUGUGAUAAAUCACCCAGCAUUUGAGGAGCCAGAGAACAGAAGCCUAACACUCCCUCUUUGCGCUCGCCCUAACGUCACCAUCAACUCCAGCACUGAGUGGAAAGAUGGUGAACAGUUCACAAAGGUGGACUGCUGUGCAGACAGUGUUGCCUCUGCAGCAGCUAUUACCUGGCAUGUUGGAAACAGUAACAACAGCAUCAUCAGUUAUCUGGCAGAGCCUGAAGUCCAGGCUGAUGGUUUGGUUUCAGCCCGUAGCUCUGUGAACUUCUUGUCCUCUUUGUAUGCUGGUCAGAAUUUGACCUGCAUGGUGAAGCAUUCGAGUUUGGAAGCACCAGAGAAAAGAACAAUACACAUUCCUGUGCACAAAGCCCCUCUGCUGAGUGUGUCUGUGAGACCGCAGAGAGACAGCAACACUCUCUGGCUGGCACUGUGUGAAUGCAGAGGGGAGGGUGUCGGGACGAACCUCGCCUGGGUUCUUCCUGAAAAGGCUAAAGGCCAGACAUCGCUGCACGUAGAGUAUGAAGGACGCGCCCAGAAAACCAGGCUGACAUAUCAGUUUCCUUUGGCCCUUCAUGAGGGCCAGGACCUGACCUGUGUGUACCAGUUUGAACAUGGGAUCAUGGAGAAGAGGACUGUUCAUGUACCCAGAUACUAUAUCUCUGCUGUGAGAGUCCUGAACCACACAACUACUCUGCAAAACCGCUACAGCGGUGAACCCGUCAUCCACAGACUAGCUCUCCAGGAAAAACAUCGCAACCAGAAGAUACUGCUCCAAGUCGAAGGCAAUGUACCACAGUAUGACCUCCUCUGUAAAAGGAGUGAUGGCUCAUUUGUCCACGUGGAAAGGCUUGAAAUCGUCUUCCAGUCGGAGCUCACAGAGCAGGAUGAAGGCCUGUACACCUGCUGGGCAUCCUUCUAUCACCACACGGCCAUGGUCAAGAUUCAAGUGGAAGUCAUGAGCGAGGACAAACAGUUUGUGCUGGUAGCCCUGAGCUGCAUCUCCUCGGCCGCAGCCAUUAUCGUCAUUCUCAUCGUCACUCUCUGGGUGUGCUGCACAAUAAAUCACAGGACACAAUAUAAGAAGAAGGAGUCUUUCUCAGCCUUGACAACUCUGAUGCAGGAGCCCGGCUCUCCUGAUUUCAAGAAGCCAGCUGUGACGGAAAAAGACAGUAAGGAAUACGCUCAACUGAUCAGUUACUCUAUAGUCAUUGAUGUGAAGAGCACGGUGUGAAGAUAAAGGGGCUUCGGGGGGCUUUACAUUGCGCACAAUCUAAUCAUGAAGGCUUACUGGCACCGCAGCACGAGUUAUGAUUUCUGUGACUGUAGCAUUUAAAGUGGAAGGAUCCACUGUUUAUGCUCUUGAACAUCAGUUGUUUUCAAAUUUUUACUUUUGAUUGAUUGGCAUUAAUGAUUUUAAAUGCAUUAUUUCUGCACUUUUUCACCUCACUUGAAUUUUGUUUUUAUGCAUAUUGUAUU
This is a messenger RNA of Seriola dumerili (greater amberjack), 3051 nucleotides long. RefSeq lists its product as uncharacterized. Lineage: Eukaryota; Metazoa; Chordata; Actinopteri; Carangiformes; Carangidae. The record is from RefSeq and is a predicted model, not a curated record. Bases 44 to 2806 code for a protein of 920 amino acids. Gene Ontology annotation, biological process: homophilic cell-cell adhesion; heterophilic cell-cell adhesion. Gene Ontology annotation, cellular component: adherens junction. The transcript has 14 exons.